AUGUCUUUCAACCCACCCAGCGAUCUCGAAUCCCUCGAAUCCUACCUUCAAACCCUCCUUUACGACCUCUCCGUCCAACCUUCGGACGCUAUCUUCCGCAAAACGCUCGAGAAAAACGUCCCCAAGUCUUUUGAGGGCCUCAUCAACGGCGAACCGAAAGACUAUGAUUCCCUCCUCAAGCUCACGCUCAUGCAACGCCACACCUUCACCAGCCUCGUCAUUUUGAAACAAGAAUUUGCAGUCAUCCCGAAAGAUACUGAGGGUAAGACUGGAACGGUGUUCCAUGGAUGGGAUCUGAGUGCUGUGCAGAAUGGCAAGGUCGUGAAGGCAAGAGCUAGAUGUGUUUUCGAAAUUGGGUGGCACAAGGGUCAUAGGGUUGUUGAGUCUGGGAAUUGUGUUAAUGUUGUAGAUUAA
This is a messenger RNA of Glarea lozoyensis ATCC 20868, 414 nucleotides long. RefSeq lists its product as uncharacterized. The coding region runs from base 1 to 414 and encodes 137 amino acids. The transcript has 2 exons. The record is from RefSeq and is a predicted model, not a curated record. Lineage: Eukaryota; Fungi; Ascomycota; Leotiomycetes; Helotiales; Helotiaceae.